AUGAAGGAAUCUUCUGUUCACCAUCCACCGUCCACUACUCAUCAUCGUCUGUCCAUCGUGGUCAACUGUCCACCACCCGUAGUUCACCAUGCACCGUCCACUGUUGACCAUCGCCUGUCUAUCGUGGUCAACUGUCCACCACCCGUAGUUCACCAUCCACCGUCCACUAUUUAUCGUCGUCUGUCUAUUGUGGUCAACUGUCCACCACCAGUAGUUCACCAUCCACCGUCCCCUAUUUAUCGUCGCCUGUCUAUCGUGGUCAACUGUCCACCACCAGUAGUUCACCAUCCACCAUCCACUAUUUAUCGUCGCCUGUCUAUCGUGGUCAACUGUCCACCAAUCGUAGUUCACCAUCCACCGUCCACUAUUUAUCGUCGCCUGUCUAUCGUGGUCAACUGUCCACCAAUCGUAGUUCACCAUCCACCAUCCACUAUUUAUCGUCGCCUAUCUAUCGUGGUCAACUGUCCACCACCCGUAGUUCACCAUCCACCGUCCACUAUUUAUCGUCGCCUGUCUAUCGUGGUCAACUGUCCACCAAUCGUAGUUCACCAUCCACCAUCCACUAUUUAUCGUCGCCUAUCUAUCGUGGUCAACUGUCCACCACCCGUAGUUCACCAUCCACCGUCCACUAUUUAUCGUCGCCUGUCUAUUGUGGUCAACUGUCCACCACCAGUAGUUCACCAUCCACCGUCCCCUAUUUAUCGUCGCCUGUCUAUCGUGGUCAACUGUCCACCACCAGUAGUUCACCAUCCACCAUCCACUAUUUAUCGUCGCCUGUCUAUCGUGGUCAACUGUCCACCAAUCGUAGUUCACCAUCCACCGUCCACUAUUUAUCGUCGCCUGUCUAUCGUGGUCAACUGUCCACCACCCGUAGUUCACCAUGCACCGUCCACUGUUGACCAUCGCCUGUCUAUCGUGGUCAACUGUCCACCACCCGUAGUUCACCAUCCACCGUCCACUAUUUAUCGUCGCCUGUCUAUCGUGGUCAACUGUCCACCAAUCGUAGUUCACCAUCCACCAUCCACUAUUUAUCGUCGCCUAUCUAUCGUGGUCAACUGUCCACCACCCGUAGUUCACCAUCCACCGUCCACUAUUUAUCGUCGCCUGUCUAUUGUGGUCAACUGUCCACCACCAGUAGUUCACCAUCCACCGUCCCCUAUUUAUCGUCGCCUGUCUAUCGUGGUCAACUGUCCACCACCAGUAGUUCACCAUCCACCAUCCACUAUUUAUCGUCGCCUGUCUAUCGUGGUCAACUGUCCACCAAUCGUAGUUCACCAUCCACCGUCCACUAUUUAUCGUCGCCUGUCUAUCGUGGUCAACUGUCCACCACCAGUAGUUCACCAUCCACCGUCCACUAUUCAUCGUCGUCUAUCUAUCGUGGUCAACUGUCCACCACUCGUAGUUCACCAUCCACCGUCCAAUAUUUAUCGUCGCCUGUCUAUCGUGGUCAACUGUCCACCACCAGUAGUUCACCAUCCACCAUCCACUAUUUAUCGUCGCCUGUCUAUCGUGGUCAACUGUCCACCAAUCGUAGUUCACCAUCCACCGUCCACUAUUUAUCGUCGCCUGUCUAUCGUGGUCAACUGUCCACCACCAGUAGUUCACCAUCCACCGUCCACUAUUCAUCGUCGUCUAUCUAUCGUGGUCAACUGUCCACCACUCGUAGUUCACCAUCCACCAUCCACUAUUUAUCGUCGCCUGUCUAUCGUGGUCAACUGUCCACCAAUCGUAGUUCACCAUCCACCGUCCACUAUUUAUCGUCGCCUGUCUAUCGUGGUCAACUGUCCACCACCAGUAGUUCACCAUCCACCGUCCACUAUUCAUCGUCGUCUAUCUAUAGAGGUCAACUGUCCACCACUCGUAGUUCACCAUCCACCGUCCAAUAUUUAUCGUCGUCUGUCUAUCGUGGUCAACUGUCCACCACCCGUAGUUCACCAUCCACCGUCCACUAUUCAUCGUCGUCUAUCUAUCGUGGUAAACUGUCCACCACCCGUAGUUCACCAUCCACCGUCCACUAUUCAUCGUCGUCUAUCUAUCGUGGUCAACUGUCCACCACCCGUAGUUCACCAUCCACCGUCCACUAUUUAUCGUCGUCUGUCUAUCGUGGUCAACUGUCCACCAAUCGUUGUUCACCAUCCAUCGUCCACUAUUCAUCGUCGUUUAUCUAUCGUGGUCAACUGUCCACCACCCUAG
Messenger RNA from Macrosteles quadrilineatus (aster leafhopper), 2193 nucleotides. RefSeq lists its product as uncharacterized. The record is from RefSeq and is a predicted model, not a curated record. The coding region runs from base 1 to 2193 and encodes 730 amino acids. NCBI's taxonomy places the organism in Eukaryota, Metazoa, Arthropoda, Insecta, Hemiptera, Cicadellidae. The transcript is spliced from 2 exons.